AUGGACGUCGCAGAAGUUUGGAUUAUGGCUACCGAGGAGCUGGAGCGCCCUCAUCAGAUACCCUCGGGGGAAUUGCUCAAUGAUCUUCCAAACACUGUUGCCAGUGAGAGUCAAAUGAUCGACGACGAUACAGCCACGGUCGAAGCGCCAUCACUGUCUCCAAAUGCCUUUAUGGUCACGAUCAAUUACAUGGAACCGCCUCCCGGAUCUAUCGUUGAUCGUGGCUGGAGAUUAAGCAUGAUGAGCUUCAUGUUUGGUGCGACUCCACAGGCUAUCAAGGUGUUCAGCAUGAGGGGCGUGCCUGGCACCCAACUCUUCGUGGGAACAUACUUUGUCGCGUUCAUUGUUCCAGAGAUCUUCCGCUCAUUAGCGGGACCGGUCGGUCAGUUCAAUCUCUAUCCUUUACCGAUCGUCUCGAAUGCAAAGUCUUUCCUAUCUCAAGGAGCGUUCUUGUUCCUUUUCUGGUUCGCAACUGGAAUGUAUGUCAUGGGCCUUUUCCUCCGUGUCAUCUCGGAAUUCAUAGUAUUGCACGGCCGUGAGGCUAUUGUCCCUUUCGGCAUGAUGCUAGCAUUUCCGGUCGCUCUCCUGCUUUUCUGGUUCCUGCAAUUACUUAUCGAAUUUUUACAUGCGCACUAA
Molecule: messenger RNA, 636 nt
Organism: Alternaria viburni
Lineage: Eukaryota; Fungi; Ascomycota; Dothideomycetes; Pleosporales; Pleosporaceae
Exons: 2
Coding region: 1-636 (211 amino acids)
Source: RefSeq, a predicted model, not a curated record